Mus caroli (Ryukyu mouse) is the source of this 10629-nucleotide messenger RNA. It is a transcript of the gene Ankhd1, whose product is annotated as ankyrin repeat and KH domain containing 1. Gene Ontology annotation, cellular component: cytoplasm. Gene Ontology annotation, biological process: innate immune response. The record is from RefSeq and is a predicted model, not a curated record. Lineage: Eukaryota; Metazoa; Chordata; Mammalia; Rodentia; Muridae. Gene Ontology annotation, molecular function: protein binding; RNA binding.
ACGUCCCGUGACAAAAUGACCGACAAUCUCUGGCGCCAAUGGAAUUCCCCAUUGCUAGUGUUCAUUUUGACUGACCGCCAGGCCAGCGAAUAGGCUGUAAGGUCGUGCUACAGUAGUCACAGAGGCUGGCCAGUAGCUAGAGGAGGAGACCGGAAGUCGGCUCGGGAGAAGCAGGAGGCGGGCGUUCACAACCGCCUAGGCCUACGCGGGUCAACGCAGCUUGGGGGCUGCGAGCCAGCUAGCAGCGCGUGACGGAGAGCGUGAGCGACAGAUCCCUGCGGCCAAUGAUUUGCAGGCGCCUGGAAGUCGCAACCAGUGAUGAGUCUAAGGGGCGGGAGGCAGCAGGUUAGGCAGUGAGAAGUUAGUGGCGCUGCUGGGACGGGGGGGAAGAGACGCUUCUUCCUCCUGCUGCUCCUCACCUUCCCGGGAUCAGCCGCGGCGGUGGCCGCGAGUGACUCGGCGGCGUCUCCGGCUCCGCGUGAGAACCAUGCUGACGGACAGCGGGGGCGGCGGCACCUCCUUUGAGGAGGAUUUGGACUCCGUAGCUCCGCGAUCCGCCCCAGCUGGGGCCUCGGAGCCGCCUCCGCCGGGAGGGGUCGGGCUGGGAAUCCGCACCGUGAGGCUCUUUGGGGAGGCUGGGCCCGCGCCGGGAGUCGGUGGCGGCGGCGGCGGCGGCGGCGGCGGCGGCGGCGGCGGCAGCAGCAGCAGCAGCGCGGGCGGAGGGGACGCAGCGCUGGAUUUCAAGUUGGCGGCUGCUGUGCUGAGGACGGGCGGCGGAGGUGGUGCCUCUGGGAGCGACGAGGACGAGGUGUCCGAGGUAGAAUCAUUUAUUUUGGACCAAGAAGAUUUGGAUAACCCAGUCCUUAAGACAUCAGAGAUAUUCUUAUCAAGUACAGCAGAAGGAGCAGAUUUGCGCACAGUGGAUCCAGAGACCCAAGCGAGACUGGAAGCAUUGCUAGAAGCAGCAGGAAUUGGCAAAUUGUCAACUGCUGAUGGUAAAGCUUUUGCAGAUCCUGAAGUACUCCGGAGACUGACAUCCUCAGUUAGCUGUGCCCUGGAUGAAGCCGCUGCUGCACUGACACGGAUGAGAGCAGAGAACACACACAGUACAGGACAAGUGGAUACUCGCAGUCUGGCAGAAGCUUGUUCAGAUGGAGAUGUGAAUGCUGUUCGUAAAUUACUAGAUGAAGGCAGAAGUGUAAAUGAACAUACAGAAGAAGGAGAAAGCCUGCUGUGUUUGGCUUGUUCAGCAGGAUAUUAUGAACUAGCACAAGUACUACUAGCUAUGCAUGCUAAUGUUGAAGAUAGAGGGAAUAAAGGAGAUAUAACUCCUCUGAUGGCAGCUUCUAGCGGAGGUUAUUUAGAUAUUGUGAAAUUAUUACUUCUUCAUGAUGCAGAUGUCAACUCCCAGUCGGCAACAGGGAACACUGCACUGACUUAUGCUUGUGCUGGAGGAUUUAUUGACAUUGUAAAAGUGCUUCUUAAUGAGGGUGCGAAUAUAGAAGACCAUAAUGAGAAUGGACACACUCCCCUGAUGGAGGCAGCCAGUGCCGGUCAUGUGGAAGUUGCCAGAGUUCUUCUGGAUCACGGUGCAGGCAUCAACACUCACUCUAAUGAGUUUAAAGAAAGUGCUCUGACACUUGCCUGCUACAAAGGCCAUUUGGAUAUGGUUCGAUUUUUGCUUGAAGCUGGUGCAGAUCAAGAGCACAAAACCGAUGAGAUGCACACUGCCUUAAUGGAAGCUUGCAUGGAUGGACAUGUAGAGGUGGCACGUUUGCUUUUAGACAGUGGUGCUCAGGUGAAUAUGCCUGCGGAUUCCUUUGAGUCUCCAUUGACUCUAGCUGCCUGUGGUGGACAUGUUGAAUUAGCAGCACUGCUUAUUGAAAGAGGAGCAAAUCUUGAAGAAGUUAAUGACGAAGGAUACACGCCUUUGAUGGAAGCUGCUCGAGAAGGACAUGAAGAGAUGGUGGCACUUCUGUUGGCACAAGGUGCAAAUAUAAAUGCCCAGACAGAAGAAACUCAAGAAACUGCUCUUACCUUGGCUUGCUGUGGAGGCUUUUCUGAAGUUGCAGAUUUCUUGAUUAAGGCAGGGGCUGACAUAGAACUUGGCUGUUCUACACCUCUCAUGGAGGCUUCUCAGGAGGGACACCUGGAGUUGGUUAAAUAUUUGCUGGCUGCUGGUGCUAAUGUGCAUGCUACCACAGCAACAGGAGACACAGCUCUAACCUAUGCUUGUGAAAAUGGACAUACAGAUGUUGCAGAUGUUCUACUUCAAGCAGGGGCCCAUUUAGAACAUGAAUCUGAAGGUGGAAGAACACCUUUGAUGAAAGCUGCAAGAGCGGGUCAUUUGUGCACUGUUCAGUUUCUUAUUAGCAAAGGUGCCAAUGUGAAUAGGGCUACAGCCAAUAAUGAUCACACAGUAGUGUCACUGGCAUGUGCAGGAGGCCAUUUGGCAGUGGUUGAACUGCUCCUGGCUCAUGGAGCUGACCCUACUCAUCGACUCAAGGAUGGAUCAACAAUGCUUAUUGAAGCUGCAAAAGGUGGCCAUACUAAUGUUGUUUCUUAUCUGUUGGAUUAUCCAAAUAAUGUUCUGUCAGUUCCCACCACCGAUGUAUCUCAACUUACCUCUCCGUCACAAGAUGAAUCUCAGGUUCCACGAGUACCCAUACACACACUUGCCAUGGUUGUGCCUCCCCAGGAACCUGACAGAACUUCCCAGGAGACGUCUACUGCCCUUUUAGGAGUACAAAAAGGUGCAUCCAAGCAGAAGUCCAGUUCUCUGCAGGUAGCAGAUCAGGACCUACUGCCACCUUUUCACCCAUACCAGCCUUUGGAGUGCAUAGUAGAAGAGACUGAAGGCAAGCUGAAUGAACUGGGGCAAAGAAUUAGUGCUAUUGAAAAAGCACAGCUUAAGUCAUUGGAGUUAAUUCAAGGUGAGCCUCUAAACAAGGAUAAGAUAGAAGAACUUAAAAAGAACAGAGAAGAACAAGUCCAGAAGAAGAAGAAAAUACUGAAAGAACUACAGAAGGUGGAAAGGCAGUUACAGAUGAAAACACAGCAGCAGUUUACCAAAGAAUACUUGGAAACAAAAGGUCAGAGAGACACAGAGUCUCCACACCAGCAAUGUUCUAAUAGAGGAGUCUUCAUGGCAGGGGAAGAAGAUGGCAGUCUCCCACAGGAUCACUCUUCAGAAUCACCCCAGCUUGAUACAGUCUUAUUUAAAGAUCAUGAUAUUGAUGAUAAGCAACAGUCUCCACCAUCGGCAGAACAAAUUGACUUUGUCCCAGUCCAGCCUCUAUCAUCUCCACAAUGUAACUUUUUCAGUGACUUAGGUUCUAAUGGGACAAAUUCUCUUGUGCUUCAGAAAGUAUCAGGUAACCAGCAGAUUGUAGGACAGCCUCAGAUUGCGAUUGCUGGACAUGAGCAGGGGCUAUUAGUUCAAGAGCCAGAUGGACUUAUGGUUGCAACUCCAGCCCAGACGCUUACCGACACUCUUGAUGACCUGAUAGCAGCUGUGAGUACCAGAGUGCCUGUUGGUUCAAACAAUCCCUCUCAGACCACAGAAUGUCCUACACCUGAAUCCAGUUAUCAGACUCCAAGCAAUAUGGUUACCCCAUCCACUCCACCUGUGUAUCCUUCGGUUGACAUUGAUGCACAUACGGAAAGCAAUCAUGACACAGCUUUAACACUGGCCUGUGCAGGUGGUCAUGAAGAACUCGUAUCUGUUCUCAUUGCUCGGGAUGCUAAAAUUGAGCAUAGAGACAAAAAAGGUUUUACCCCACUGAUCCUGGCGGCAACAGCAGGGCAUGUUGGAGUUGUUGAAAUCCUUUUGGAUAAAGGUGGAGAUAUAGAGGCACAAUCUGAACGAACUAAAGAUACUCCACUUUCUUUGGCAUGUUCUGGUGGACGGCAGGAGGUGGUAGAUUUGCUGCUGGCCCGAGGAGCCAAUAAAGAACAUAGGAAUGUGUCUGAUUAUACACCACUGAGUCUGGCUGCAUCUGGAGGAUACGUGAAUAUUAUUAAGAUUUUACUUAAUGCUGGGGCAGAAAUUAAUUCAAGGACUGGAAGUAAACUAGGUAUUUCUCCAUUGAUGUUGGCUGCAAUGAAUGGACAUGUUCCCGCAGUGAAAUUGCUGCUUGAUAUGGGUUCAGACAUUAAUGCACAAAUAGAGACCAACCGGAACACAGCUCUCACCCUGGCCUGUUUCCAGGGUCGAGCAGAAGUAGUGAGUUUGCUUUUGGACCGCAAAGCCAAUGUUGAACACAGGGCAAAGACUGGCCUUACUCCCUUGAUGGAAGCAGCUUCUGGAGGCUAUGCAGAGGUUGGAAGAGUUCUCCUUGAUAAAGGAGCAGAUGUUAAUGCACCUCCUGUGCCUUCCUCAAGAGACACUGCUUUAACCAUAGCAGCAGACAAAGGCCACUACAAAUUCUGUGAGCUCCUGAUUAACAGGGGAGCACAUAUUGAUGUUCGUAACAAGAAGGGAAAUACACCACUUUGGCUGGCAUCCAAUGGUGGUCAUUUUGAUGUAGUACAAUUGCUAGUGCAAGCAGGUGCUGACGUGGAUGCAGCAGACAACCGAAAAAUCACACCUCUUAUGUCAGCAUUUCGCAAGGGUCAUGUAAAAGUUGUUCAAUAUUUGGUGAAGGAAGUCAGUCAGUUUCCAUCUGAUAUAGAAUGCAUGAGAUACAUAGCAACAAUUACAGAUAAGGAACUGCUGAAGAAGUGUCACCAAUGUGUUGAGACGAUUGUGAAGGCUAAAGAUCAGCAGGCUGCAGAAGCAAAUAAAAAUGCAAGCAUUCUCCUAAAAGAGCUGGAUCUAGAAAAGUCAAGAGAAGAGAGCAGAAAGCAAGCUCUUGCGGCUAAAAGAGAAAAGAGAAAAGAAAAGAGGAAAAAGAAAAAAGAGGAACAGAAAAGGAAACAGGAAGAUGAGGAGAACAAACCUAAAGAGAAUUCAGAACAACCAGAGGGUGAAGAUGAAGAGAAUGAUGAAGAUGUGGAGCAAGAAAUUCCCAUAGAGCCUCCAAGUGCAACCACCACUACUACAAUUGGAAUCUCUGCUACAUCUACCACGUUUACAAAUGUAUUUGGCAAAAAAAGAGCCAAUGUAGUGACAACCCCCAGCACCAAUCGGAAAAAUAAGAAGAAUAAGACAAAAGAGUCCCCUCCCACAGCGCAUUUAAUUUUACCUGAGCCACAUAUAUCUUUAGCACAACAAAAAGCAGAUAAAAAUAAAAUAAAUGGAGAGCCUAGAGGUGGCGGCGCAGGUGGAAAUAGUGACUCGGAUAACAUAGAUAGCACAGACUGCAACAGUGAGAGCAGCAGUGGUGGGAAGAGCCAAGAGUUCAGUUUCCCUGUGGAUAUGAAUCCCACCAGUGACAAGAGGUGCUCCACGGUUGUCAGUUCUCAAGAGGAAAAGGCAGUUACCACCACUUCCAAGACUCAGACACGCCUUGAUGGUGAAGUAAAUUCCAUGUCAACAAACUACAAAUCUUUGCCAUUAAGUUCUCCAACCAUGAAACUGAAUCUCACUAGUCCUAAAAGGGGUCAAAAAAGAGAAGAAGGGUGGAAAGAAGUUGUUAGAAGGUCAAAGAAAUUAUCUGUUCCAGCCUCAGUGGUGUCCAGAAUAAUGGGAAGAGGAGGAUGCAACAUUACAGCAAUACAAGAUGUUACUGGUGCCCAUAUUGAUGUGGAUAAACAAAAAGAUAAGAAUGGAGAGAGAAUGAUUACAAUAAGGGGUGGUACAGAAUCAACAAGAUACGCAGUUCAACUUAUCAAUGCACUUAUUCAAGAUCCUGCAAAGGAACUAGAAGACUUGAUUCCUAAAAACCAUAUCAGGACACCUGCUAGCACCAAGUCCAUUCAUACAAACUUCUCAUCUGGAGUAGGCACCACAGCAACUUCCAGCAAGAAUGCAUUUCCCUUGGGUGCUCCAGCUCUUGUAACAUCACAAGCAACAACAUUAUCUACGUUCCAGCCCACUAAUAAACUUAGUAAGAAUGUGCCAACAAAUGUACGCUCUCCUUUCCCAGUGUCUCUUCCCUUAGCUUAUCCUCAUCCUCAUUUUGCUCUCCUGGCUGCUCAAACUAUGCAACAGAUUCGGCAUCCUCGCUUACCUAUGGCACAAUUUGGAGGAACCUUCUCACCUUCACCUAACACCUGGGGACCAUUCCCCGUGAGACCUGUGAAUCCUGGCAAUACUAGUAGUUCUCCAAAGCAUAAUAAUACAGCCCGUCUACCUAAUCAGAAUGGGCCUGUUUUACCAUCAGAAUCUCCUGGACUGGCUACUGCUGGUUGUCCUAUCACUGUCUCUUCUGUAGUUGCUGCCAGUCAGCAACUAUGCAUGACUAAUUCCCGGACUCCUUCAUCUGUCAGAAAGCAGUUGUUUGCUUGUGUGCCUAAGACCAGUCCUCCAGCAACAGUGAUUUCCUCUGUGACAAGCACUAGUAGUUCCUUGCCUUCUGUGUCUUCCACAUCUAUCACUAGUGGACACGUUACCACCACAUUUAUGCCUGCACCUACUCAAGUACCACUUUCUUCACAAAAGGUGGAGUCUUUCUCUGUCAUACCGCCUCCCAAAGAGAAAGUGUCCACACAGGACCAGCCCUUGACAAACCUAUGUACACCAUCUCCAGCAGCUAACAGUUGUAAUAGCUCUGCCAGCAACUCCUCAGGAGCUCCAGAGACUCAUCCAUCCAGUACCCCUCCUCCUCCUCCUCCUCCGGGUAAUACACAAGAGGAGGGGCAGCCGUCCAAGGCAUCUGAUUUAAGUCCUGUGUCAAUGCCUUUUGCCACGAACUCAGAAACUGCUCCAUUGACUUUGGCAUCACCCAGAUUGGUUGCUGCUGAUAAUCGGGACACUGGUAGUUUACCUCAGUUAGCUGUACCGGCACCUCGAGUUUCUCAUCGAAUGCAGCCCAGAGGUUCUUUUUACUCAGUGGUACCAAAUGCAACUAUGCACCAGGAUCCUCAGUCAAUUUUUGUUACCAAUCCAGUUCCUUUAACACCACCUCAAGGCCCACCGGCUGCAGUGCAGCUUUCCUCAGCUGUGAACAUUAUGAAUGGUUCUCAAAUGCACAUAAACCCAGCAAAUAAGUCUUUGCAACCAACAUUUGGCCCAGCCACACUUUUUAAUCACUUCAGUAGUCUUUUUGAUAGUGGUCAGGUGCCAGCUAACCAAGGGUGGGGAGAUGGACCUCUGCCCUCAAGAGUUGCUGCAGAUGCCUCUUUCACUGUUCAGUCAGCUUUCCUGAGUAACUCUGUACUUGGACACUUGGAAAAUGUGCACCCUGACAACUCCAAAGCACCUGGCUUCAGACCACCGUCACAGAGAGUUUCCACUAGUCCAGUUGGGUUGCCAUCUAUUGACCCAUCAAGCAACUCCGCAUCUGCUGCUGCUCCUCUGACAAGUUUCUCUGGCAUACCAGGGACGAGAGUUUUUCUGCAAGGGCCAGCACCUGUCGGCACUCCUAGUUUCAACAGACAACAUUUUUCUCCCCACCCUUGGACAAGCGCCUCAAACACAUCCACUUCAGCACCUCCAACAUUGGGCCAACAACCAAAAGGAAACAGUGCCAGUCAGGAUCGAAAGAUACCUCCUCCCAUUGGAACAGAGAGGCUGGCCAGGAUUCGGCAAGGAGGCUCUGUUGCACAAGCGCCUGUAGGGACCAGUUUUGUUGCUCCUGUUGGACACAGUGGGAUCUGGUCAUUUGGUGUCAAUGCUAUGUCAGAAGGCUUAUCAGGUUGGUCACAAUCUGUUAUAGGAAACCAUCCAAUGCAUCAACAGUUAUCAGACCCAAGCACAUUCUCCCAGCAUCAGCCAAUGGAGAGAGAUGAUUCAGGAAUGGUAGCUCCCACUAACAUUUUUCACCAGCCAAUGGGCCUGCCGAUUUCCAUGUAUGGAGGCACCAUUAUACCCUCUCAUCCUCAGCUUGCUGACGUUCCAGGGGGCCCACUGUUCAAUGGACUUCACAACCCAGAUCCUGCUUGGAAUCCUAUGAUAAAAGUUAUCCAGAAUUCAGCUGAAUGCACUGAAGCCCAGCAGAUUUGGCCUGGCACGUGGGCACCUCAUAUUGGAAACAUGCAUCUCAAAUAUGUCAACUAAGUUAGAAGGUCUUUCCUCUUUUAGCCUUGUUUGGGAAACCUAUGACUAUGGAAGAACUCUGGGUUUUUUCGUUUUGUUUUGUUUUUUUAAUGUGCCUAUCUAAAAUACUCUCUGAGGCUUUAGCAAUGGAAAAUUGAUUGCCCAUUGUGUAAGAACAAAAAAUGAUUUCCUAUCCACCUGAAAAUGUUCUCUGGUUAGUUAAGCCACUUUUGACUUGAGAUCAGAUGAACCUAGUGCUUUUGGCUCAACAUAUCAAUGCUACUUGUGUGCAGAAGAGAAUUAGAUAAUUACAUGUUUCAACUUUUUAGGGUGGAAAAUACAUGUAUAAUUGUUUACAUACUUAAAAGGAAAAAUUAUGAGUAAAUUUCUUGUCAUAUAGCGGCUCUACUUAAUGUAGCCUGUAUUAAUGUGAAAUAUUUACCAGAAUAUUCAAUAAAAAAAUGAACAGUGUUUAGGAGUGGGGUGUGAUCCUUUCAGUGGUCAUGAAGAUACUAGCUAAUCCACUAUCAUUGAAUUAGAUUGCUAAUGCUGUAUUUAUUUGUAACAUGUUUUUCACAUUUAACACUGUAGCGUCUUGGACAGCCAUAAAAGCACUGCUAAUACUUGUUAGCUAUUUCUUAUUCUCCUAUCUUUUACCUUAUUAAAUAUGAGAACAUUCAAGCCAUAGUUUAUCUUAGCUGACAUUAGCAAAUAGGCCACUUAAUAGGUUUUGCUCUUUAAGGAUCAUGACUAUGUCAGUAAGAACCUUAGGCUUUACAUUGAACAGAUUUAGGAAUACCCAAAUCAUUCACUUUGUGUUCCUUCUGUGCUUCUUGGCUUUUGAGUUGGGACAUAAAAAGUUGGGGAAGGGAUGACUUCUGUUAGCAACUUAUGGUGACUCUGAGUAAUAUUUAUAAAUAGAAGACUAGUGCUGGGUUUAGUUCAAUGGCCUCAAAAAUGAAGAACAAGGUAUGCUUAACAAAUCAAUCACAAAAACACAGGAAUAGAUUGGCUAAACCAUAUUGUGUGCCAAGAAUCUGACACAACAGAGAAAAGAUUUUCCUACUGAAACAUGGUCAUUAAUUCUGUUUUAAUGUAUCCCAGCUUUAUAAACUAUUUAAAAGAAAACAAUAUUUUGUGGACUGAGAGAAAGCAAAAGAGAACGCAUAUGUGUGUGCGCGCGUGUGCUUAACAAGCAAGCAGAGACUCAUGCAAGCAGCAUUCUUCUACACUAACAGCCAUGAAAAGUUCUUAAUCAUGCCUGUGUCCUAAGCCAUCACUAGGUCAAAAAUAUCAUGUUAGUUCUGUGUAAUAUGUAACUGGUUCCUUCGGUCUUCUAUACCAUUUUACAUAUGAGAAAGUUUCCUUAAGCUCAUUUCUUAUCUUCUAUUGUAGUGAAUUUUGAAAGUAUCACUUGUGGGAAGUUUAUUGUCUUCUCGAGGUCAUCUCACUCUAGGGCAGAAUGAUCCCUUUGAUCACCUACAUAUCUUGCAGCAUUCUCCUAUUGAUAACAAAUAAUCACCUAGAACUAGUGAAAUAAAUGAGACUACUCUUGUUUAAAAUAGAAAAGUGUAGUCUUAAGUAAAUUAUUCAAUAGAACAAAAAGGUGAGUUUUAUUCUACAUUAAUUUUUUAUAAAGUAUUCAAGGAAUCUGGAGGAACCCUUAAAUCUAUUUCUAAGCCUUCAACACAACAGAAGAAGAAAUUCUGUCUCAGGUCAGGAACUAGAACCCAUAAAGAGAAAGGAAAGAGAAACCUCUAGAGAAUUAGGAAGAAGGGAACUGUGCAGUAGAAGGAACUCCUGGGGAGACCCUCCUCCCUUCCCUUUCACUAACAUCGCCCUCCUCUCUAUUUGAAUCUUGGUAGCCUAAUCCCAGCCCUAUUUUACCUGCUAUAAUCUCUUCUUCCUCUUCCUGCCUCUUCCUGCCAUUACUUUACUGCUAUUUUACCAACUUGAACAUUGGAUAAAACCUAGCUCAGGUAAGAACUUGAUUCUUUUCCAAACAUACACGGGAUGGAGGGAGGCAGUGUGGGUGCAGCAGAGUUAGAGUUAAAGGACUAAACCCUAUUUUCAUUUCUGUCACUUACACCUUUGUGACUCAUAGGCAAGUCAUCUCAUUUUUCUGGGCUUCACACUUCCCAUCUAAACAUGAAAUCAAACUUAAAUUAACCCAGAGGAGUCUUGUAGUUCUAACACAGAAUUUCUUCUUUUUCUUGUCAAUGAAAAUGGAUGGAUGGCAUUGGGAAUACUGGAAAUGUUUAGAGUUUUGAGGUUUGGUUCUGAUGAGUGGAAUCAAAAACCUAUUCCAGAGACCAGUGGAAGCAGAACAAAAUAAUACACACUCACAGUGAGACAGACCUUAAGAUUUUAAGAAACAUCCUGCUAAGUAAGGCACAUGUCAAACUCCAUUAGACUAAAAGAUCUUGCAAGGAAUAAAAUUGUAUCUUCAAGGUUCUAGAUCCACUUCUUUCAAAGAGUGUUCAGUUCAAUAAUAAAAUGAUUGUUGCUUUAGACCUCUUUAAAACCGUUGUGGCUACAGUGUGCUGACU